Penicillium angulare is the source of this 585-nucleotide messenger RNA. RefSeq lists its product as uncharacterized. The record is from RefSeq and is a predicted model, not a curated record. NCBI's taxonomy places the organism in Eukaryota, Fungi, Ascomycota, Eurotiomycetes, Eurotiales, Aspergillaceae. The coding region runs from base 1 to 585 and encodes 194 amino acids. Gene Ontology annotation, molecular function: N-acetyltransferase activity. The transcript has a single exon. Gene Ontology annotation, biological process: protein acetylation.
AUGCAACGCAGCUGGCGCCAAGACGCAGAUAAAUUAACCUUCAUCAGCUGCCGUCCUGUAUCACAAUCAAGAAUCAACGCAACAGACAUCCACCUCGUACCAGAAGAUGAAGCAGCACAAAAUAUGGUCGGCGACAUUAAUCUCUUCCUCCGUGUGGAUGACGGGGACGAAGGUGACGCACCUCCGCAAUUGAUCGGAGAAAUUGAGCUUAUGAUUGCCGAGAAAGCGAACCAAGGACACGGCUUCGGAAAGGCUUCUUUGUUAGUCUUUUUGCGGUAUGUUGUUGAGCAAGAGGCGAGGAUCUUGGAUGAGUUUGUGGGGAGCCUUGAAGCUGGAGAGAAGGAGAAGCUUGUACAGGGUCAGGAGUUGAAGUUCCAUUGUUUGAGUGUGAAGAUUGGAAAGGAUAAUUCGAGGAGUUUGGCCUUGUUUGAGUCUUUGGGCUUUGUGAAGGUAUCCGUUGAGCCUAAUUUCUUUGGAGAAUUUGAGUUGAGGAGGGCGGAUUUGGGCGUGCAGGGCGUUUCGGAUAGUCUUGCUGCUGCUGGGGUUGAGCGGUAUGUUGAAUUAGCUUAUGAGCGGAAGGAGUAG